Molecule: messenger RNA, 1399 nt
Organism: Rubroshorea leprosula
Lineage: Eukaryota; Viridiplantae; Streptophyta; Magnoliopsida; Malvales; Dipterocarpaceae
Source: the annotation of a GenBank genome assembly
AGCAGUGGAUGGUUCCGAGCAGAAGCUGACGGAGCUAAACGGGGUGCCUGCCAAAAUAAGAUCGAUUUCAACCCAACUGUAUCAUACCUGAAUUGACUCACCCUUUCAGUAAUUCUGUUUUUGUUUAGCUACAGAUCUCUGAGACGAUGGCUCCGAUUUCGGCUCUUGCUAAGUACAAGCUGGUGUUCUUGGGAGACCAAUCAGUGGGCAAAACCAGCAUCAUUACUCGCUUCAUGUAUGAUAAAUUCGAUAAUACCUAUCAGGCUACCAUUGGGAUUGAUUUCCUGUCAAAAACCAUGUAUCUUGAAGAUCGAACUGUUCGCCUGCAGUUGUGGCCGACAAUCUUUCUUAAACACUGCAAAAUGGAUCGAAGAGGUUCGUACUGAGAGGGGGAGUGAUGUCAUUAUUGUUCUUGUUGGGAACAAAACUGACCUUGUGGAGAAGAGGCAAGUCUCUAUAGAGGAAGGGGAAGCCAAAGCCCGUGAACUUAAUGUCAUGUUUAUUGAGACCAGUGCGAAAGCUGGUUUUAAUAUAAAGCCGCUGUUCCGAAAGAUUGCUGCAGCAUUACCUGGAAUGGAAACACUUUCUUCAACCAAGCAAGAAGACAUGGUUGACGUGAACUUGAGGUCUACUGCAGGAAGCUCAUCACAGUCCCAACCUCAGUCAGGCGGUUGUGCUUGUUGAUGCAGCCUUCGCUUACGCUGCUCACCAUUUGUGAUCAGUUGAUGCUAUUCAGUUUUUCAUCCUCGCACUUUGAAUGUAAAAUUUUCCUCUAGUGUACUUUUCUUUUUCCUCACUGCUACUUUACAAGUUUGACAUUUAUUUUUUACAUGAGACAAAACUCUUUUGAAAUACAAGCAGCUAAAAGGCAAGGAGUACUGUACAGAAUUGGAAGAAUUUUUGUGGCAGGUUGAUUGAACUUGAGUUGUUCAGUGAGUGAACCAGCUACAGUCAUCUCUUUUCUUCCUUAUUAUCAUUGUUUAUUUUAAAAAUCUGUUUUCAGCUUACCAUGUUAUUAUGGGAUUUGAUCAUGAAUAUGAGGGGUCUGAAUCAGAAAUGCAUAUUUGGAAGAUAAUAUUUGACCAUGCGGUGAGCUAUCAAAACUUAUCCUCGGCUGUAGAACUUCAAGUUGUAAAUUUCAUAAGGUAAUAAAGUACUACUAAUCAGAAGUGGACAGCAUCUUAACUGACUAAUUUUCAAUUUAUCCUUACGUUGUCAAUGAGAAAGAAGGGUGUGUAUUGCAGCCAUUUUAAUCAUGAUCUUGACCUCGAGGAUUGAGCUCCCAUUUUAGACUUUUUGUCGUUUAGUACUUGUUAUACUGAUUUGCUAUUUCUAUUUCUGACGGAACCAUUCGGAUUGGAUAAUGGCCUACUUUGAACAAUAAAAGUUGUCAAGUUGU